Molecule: messenger RNA, 714 nt
Organism: Emiliania huxleyi CCMP1516
Lineage: Eukaryota; Haptophyta; Isochrysidales; Noelaerhabdaceae
Exons: 7
Coding region: 1-714 (237 amino acids)
Molecular function (GO): GDP-L-fucose synthase activity
Source: RefSeq, a predicted model, not a curated record
AUGGUCACGGGUGGCAGCGGUCUGGUCGGCAAGGGCAUCCAGGCCGCCCUAGCCAACGGCCGCUGUGGCGAGACGCCCGCCAACGAAAAGUGGGUCUACCUCUCGAGCAAGGAGGCAGACCUGCGGGACCGGCGCAAGCAUCGGCCCACGCACGUGAUCCACCUCGCGGCGAUGGUGGGCGGACUCUUCAAAAACAUGAGCCACAAGGUGGAGUUUUGGCAGCAGAACGUGGCCAUCAACGACAACGUAAUGCACUGGGCCAAAGAGUACAAGUCCAACGAGUCGUAUGCCUACGCCAAGCGCAUGAUCGACGUGCUCAACCGGUGCUACAACGAGGAGUACGGCUGCAACUUCACCUCGGCGCGCCGCCACGCCGCUAGCACGCCGCUGCGCCAGUUCAUCUUCAACGAGGAUUUGGGCGCGCUGAUGGUGUGGACGUUGCGCAACUAUGACUCUCCCGAGCCGAUCAUUCUCUCUGUCGGAGAGGAGGAUGAGGUGACGAUCCGGGACGCGGCGCUCGCGGUGGUGUCCGGGAUGGGCUACACCGGCGAGGUGGUCUUUGACACCACCAAGAGCGACGGGCAGCACAAGAAGACCGCUUCCAACGCCAAGCUGAUGGCGCUUCACCCGGAGUUCCAGUUCACGCCCUUCAAGCAGGCUGUCAAGCAGACGUGCGAGUGGUUCAAGGCCAACUACGACACUGCGAGGAAGUGA